GUCCGUGAUGAUUCCGCUGAUCACCAGGUCCGUACACACACACACACACACACAAAGGCAUGAAACUGAUAUGAAAAUGGUAAGCUUAAAACCCGUUUCGCUACUUCUAAAUGGGUACAUAGCCGUAAUUCUAAAUUUUAGAAUGCGGGUAAUACCCAUGCUAGGUAUAUACCUCAGCUACCUGAACUGAAGACAAAACCACAAGCAUUGGGCAAAAGUUUUACUUAUAAAUAAAACCGACCAUAACUGGCGAUUGGCGGGGUGGGGCAUGGCAAAACCGUUUUAGUUUUAGGUUUUAGGAGUAGUAGAUAUAGGCCGUUUCAUGGACAUCACUACAUUUUUUAUCACAUAAAAUCAUCACUACAUUUUUAUCACACAAAAUGUCAAUACUUCAUGUAAGACAAAUUAUAAUGUACCCGGGCAAGUUUUGGGCAUGCCCAGAAUGGGAAAUCCCCAGUCCGCUUCCUUGAAAACGGAAUUCCCGGAAUAAAAACCAUGACGCAUGACGCCACUUCCGGUCCCCCAAUUCCUUGCGCCCCACUGGGAACACACUAUCCUCGAAAGUCUCUUCCCCCACUCGCGCACAGCUCCGCACAACCACCGCAAACCCCCCACCCCACGCGCUUGCUGGAGUCUUCCUGAAGUUUUUGCGGAGUCUUCCCAAAGAUAUUAGUGACUUUUGCCAUUAUCUGUAUAUAACGGCGGCAGCGUCGUACUCUGUUGUUGUUGAGUCCGUACGAGAGCAGAUUGAAAAAAGCCAGGGGAAAGGUAAACGGUUUAAAGAAAAAGUUUUUGUAUAAUAAAAGGAACCAUGUCCAUUACCAGAGUAUCAGACUUUUCCGAAGACUUAUUUAAAUUUGAGGAUCCCGUCAAGAACAGGUUUGGAUCUGAGAGGAUCGGACUUGUUGCGGAGGGUGGUGGACCUCUAUUGCUUAGGCUGGAGAUUUGCCUAGCCUAUGGAAUCAACAAGAACAAUAAGUUCGGAAAGGAUAACUAUACUAUUCCGUUGGCGGUUGGACCGCACACGGAAUUCAUAUCAGCUCUGGAAACAUUGGAGAAGAAGUGCGCUGCGGUUAUCGGGAAACCUGAUACCAAUGUAAUAAGGUGCUUCUAUCGGUGUGGCAACCUGUUCUGUAUGCAAAGAUUGAUAAGAGUACGGUGAUGUAUGGGGAGGACGGAGACAUGAAUCCGAUGGAGGAGCGUAAUGAAUAUUUUUACUUGAAUGCUUUGAUUAGGGUUUCAAGUAUAUACCUAUCCGGAAACAUGGUUUCUGUUCAGGUUAAGCUCCAGGAGGCAAAGUAUUUGAGGGUAAAGGUUGCUGAACCGUGGAAGAGGCUUCUAUAAGCUUGUCAUAAUUUUAACACCGCUUCGAGGGUAUUAAAAUUGAUCCGAUUGGUCCCUAUUACCUUAGGUCCUUGUGUCCUAUUGCCGUUGUGUUGAUUCCGUCCUCAUUAACUAUCCUCUUGUCGUCGUUUGCCGAUAGGGCCACCUUAACAACCCUUUCCGUAUAGAUUUCAUGCAGUCUGCUUCUGAAGACAUUCAUUCCUCUCUAUUGUUUCUUACCGCUGAAGUCUGAAGAGGCAUUCUUUGUAGUUGUUGAAUGUUAUUUCUUUCUUGAUGACUACCUUCUUAACACCCUUACACUUUUUUUCUUCGUCCCCAUCUUCAGCCAUUUUGUAGGCGUAUAUAUAUAGUUUUGAUCUUAAUCCUACAAACUCUUCGAUCUGCUUUGUGCCUGUUUCCAACUUCAUCAUCCCGAUAACUUUCUUGUUAGCACCUGUUAGGAUUCCGGAUGGAUGACUUUUGCCGAGGUUGCUGGUGUCGAAUCUUUUGUGGACGUCGCCGGAUAUGUCCUUGAAGAAAUCCUCGGUAUUUAUUUCAUAACACAGGGAGUCUGUGUCUGUGAAUAGGAGCUUGGCAUCAUCCCCAUACUUUGGUUUGAUGUAGUUAUAGUGAAAGUCGUACAUGAGGGUCUUGCUGAUGUCCAGGAUACUCAUCCCUAAGUAGAUGGGUUUUAUAAGUUUAACGGAAGUCCUCCUCAUGUGAACUGCUACGAGGUGUUCGGAGAAGAUGGUUGCAGAUUCGAAGUUGUGUUUUUUGGCAAACUUGUUCCAUUUCUUUACAUUGUUGACAAGCCUGAUGUCAACCCUAUUUCUGACAUUUUCCAUCGUCUUUCCGAAAACGGAGUUGUUCAUGAGUUUGAAGAAGUCCUUCUCGAAGUCUGUGGUCCCUUUGGUACGGAGGUCUGUGUUAAGCUUGAUAUAUUUUUCCAUCCAGGGCUUCUCGUUGAAUUUUACUCCUCGGUGUAUCCUGGUUAGUUUCAGUCCCAGGCUCAGGUAUUGCUUUAGGUUCCUGUGGUGAAGGACAUACUUUUUCUUGUUGUUAAGGUUAGGAAUGAGUUUUUCUACCUUGUUGACUAUUAUCCUUUCGGGUGCGAGUGGAUAUUCGUUGUGUUUGUCAUGUAGGUCGUCGGGGUAUUCGAGAUCCACUUCAAGGAUACAGCUAAGGUUUGUCCACUUUUCUAGCUCCUCACUGUCCAUCCAUUUGAAUCCUCCGAUGGGUAGGGGUUGGCUCAUUGCACAUGUUAAUAGGAACCGGUGUUUUGAAUUGGUUGUAGAUAUCCUUGUUUUCUUCUUCGAGCAUGUCCUCGAAUUUUUUGGUGAUGUCUUCCCCCUCGUAUUGCUGGGUAUAGUGUAUUAGCUUUGGUUUGUAUAUGGUAUUAUCAAAGCACUUGACGUAAUAGCAGAAUCCGCUGGGGUUGUGUUUUUGGUAUUGGGCGGUACUUGACUCGUCGUGGUUCUGUUCCUUUGCAUCCAAUUCCUUGAUAUAACACUCGAAGUCUGCGUAGAUGGCAAAUGGGACGGUUUGUGUUUUGCAUAGUUUUCGAAUUUUGUAGUGCUACCGGGUUUUGGGUAUUCGUGUCUUUGGUAAUCGUUGUUCGAACAUAAUUCUAAGUGUUUUUCUAGGAGUUCGUUUGAUCCAAAUGCGUUAAGGCAUCGGUCGCAUAUGUAUUUUUUGUGUUCGUUUUUGCUGAUUUGUGAACCUGCAAGCCUUGACAUGUCUUUGACGACUCUGUAGUGAUUCUUCCAUAGGAAGAGCCUUAUAGGGUCGGUUUUUCCUGAUAUCCGUAAGGGGUAUACCUUAAGGCUUUCGUCGGCACUGAACACGUUGACACCGAUAUUGUUAUUGUCUUCAAAUUUCUUGAUGUUAUUUAGGGGUGUUGGGAAUUCGGUCCCUUCCCAGUUUAACUCUUCGGAUUGUUCUUUGAGUUCCUUUGAGAUUCUUUCCGGAUGGGUGUCGGUGGGGUUUAGGGCAAGUGUGACGGCCCAUUUAAAACAUUCGUCGUCGUCGUUCUUCAUAUUAAUAAUUGCUUUUUUGCUGGCUAUGGAUUUGGGUAGGGGUUCAUGCUUUUUGCCCCUAAGUGGUCGGAACUCUCCGAUGUGGAUCUCCAACUGGGUAACUCUGCGUAGUCUCCAUCCACUACCCCUCCUCUGGUAUUCCGAGAAGGACUUUAACAUUUUUUCCCUCAUGAUGCUUUGGGUUUCUUCCGUAUCAUCCGUGCCGAUAAGUUUAUGGUUCUUUGAUCCGAAGUGAGCGAUGGUUGACACUUCUUCCCCGGUUUUUGGGUCGCUUCUUACCAUUUCGCAAGCUAGGGACAUUCUUACGUUUCUGGGUUCCAUUUCCAAGUUUAUGAGUGUUUUAACCUCAUCUUCCGUGAUGGUUAGGAAGUAGGAUGGAUCGUAGGCGCCGUUUGGGGUGAUGACGUACUUUUUUACCUUUUUGUUGAUGGCAUGUUUGGCUAGGAUGGGUUUCAGGAUUUCCCUCGGUUUUUCCCAGAUUUUGCUAAGCUUGUCAUCCACCUUUAGCUGAAGCCUACCGAAUUUUCUCUUGCCUCUCCACUUACCCUCUGUGAUCCUACGGUUUUCUUCAGCUCGCCUUUCCCGAGCCUUUGCGUUUCGCCGUAGUCUUUGGGAUUCUUUUUUCCACUUUUGUGCCUCAGCUUUCCAGUCCGUGACCUCCUUCCGCCGUCUUUUCUCUUCCUUGGUGAUAUCGCUUUUCCAUUUCUUUGUAUCCCAUAUUGCCUUUCGUACGUCGGCCUCAGUUUGCUUCCUUCGUCUUUGGAACUGCCUUGCUGCUGAUUUAACUUCCUUCCCGAUUAUUUUUCUUUUCUCCUUUCUGAGUAGUUCGUCGAAGUGGUUGUUAAUUUUCCCCUCUAUUUUUAAGCCCCUUUCUCGGGCCUUUUCCAGAACGUCAGUUCUCAUGCGUUCGAUAGAUGCGAAUUUUUUGUCCGAAAUUGGAAUACUCUGGCUUUUGGUUGCCAUUACUUUAUUAUAUAGAUAAACUUUUUUUAAUCUGUGAUAUGGUCUGAAUGUUGAUUUUGUUUUUUCUCAAACCCAUAAGGUUUGGAAAUAGUAAUGGCAACUCCAGGUAGUCCAAUUCUGGACGUAUGAGAAAUGUCAUUUUAUUAUAUAGGAUUUUUAAAAGUUGAUUCUGUUUGUAGGGCAGAGGAUCCGCAAUUGCGUCUUUUGGAUUCGACAACCUCGCCAGGUCACUACCUGGCAGCCUUAAUCGAUCUGACCCUGUAAGGCUUCUUCCAUUUCAGCCUCUAUUUGCAUGUCAUCCAGCGUUUCCUCCUCCCAGUUCAAUAUCUCGUCCGAUAUUUCCCCCACCUCCCUCUGUAUUUCAUCAAUUUCUUCUGCUUCCUCUUGUCGUUCUGCUAUGUGCCGGAGGUUAUAGUAGGAUGAGAGGUAGGUAACACCUGUAGGCAUACUUAAGCAGAUUCCAUCUUUCUUGUCCUUUUGGUUUUCGAUACAACAGUCGUACGGAUAGGUGGAUCUGGUUUUUAAGUCGUGGAAAUAGGUGAUGAGACUGUGAUACCCUUCGGUUCUCCCUUAAGGUUGUUUACCCUGUGGAUUUCGGCACCUUUUCCCAUCCAUCCCUUUCCGAACUUAACCUUAAGCUUCACCGGACCGUUUUCACCACGACUUCUAUGGUUAGCAUUAUGUCUUUGUAGCUAACCUGCUUACACAUCCUUUCAAUGUAGUCCAUUUUUUCCGGGCAGCGGAAGUAGAGUUGGAGCCCUUUUUAUUUCCUCCUUUUUAAAGCAUCUCCUGGUGAAUUGUUCCAUGGUUGCUUUGUUUAUAUGUAGGAAAGUCUUGUCUAUGAUUGUUGAUUCUGAAUUUGAGAUACUCUUGAAGCAGAAUUAAGGACCGAUAGGAGCAUUCCUGAGAUACUUUCAAGCAGAAGGUUACUUAAUUUUUACUUAGAACUUACUCAAAAAUAUUUUGAGAUACUCCCGAGUAGAAUUAAGGUUACUUGAACUUUUUCCUCUAUAAAUAAAAAGGACCAUGUCUCAAGAGAACCCAGAUACGACAGCAGUGCCUGUCACGAAUCCGGUAAAGACCUACGUCACGGACCCCAGGAGAGUGGAGUCGGGGCGUAGGCUUGCUAAGAUCAGUAAGGAAGCAAAAGCAAGAAAGAAGGCACAACUUGAGGCUAUCAAAGAAGAGGAGCAGAGCAUUCCGGACAUAGAGGGAAAAGAUGAUGGGUCAAUAGUCGCCCUAGAGAGAGUCGACUUGCUGGUAGGUAUUGCCGUAGGGCUCGGAUCCCUUUAUGUUAUGUGGUGUAGUCGUUAGGAAAAGGACAAGAAGCCUGAGGGAAAUAAGAUUGUAGAGGAGCCGAAACCUGUUGUUAUUACACCAAAGGGUCCUGAUUUGUUUGACUGAGUAUAAUAAAACAAUGUCACAGUUAUUUCUGGAUAUGUUGACCUUCGCUGUAACAGCCGGAACUUAUCUUAUUUACAUCCACACGGUUAAGGCGAAAGAAGCCAAACGCAAGACGAUAGAAACCGAACGCAAGGCGAGUGAGGACAGGAUGCUUGACAUCUUGGAAGAAAGAUUCUCUCUAAUUCUGGAAAAGAAGCUAAAGGAGAAAUAGUUCUACUAUAAUAAAAACAUAAUGACCGACACGAAGAAGGAAGUGAUCAACGAACUGUACGAUGCUGCGCUAUUAACAACCGGAGUUGUUGGGGUAUCCUACCUUGCCAAAACGGUUGCUGGAAAAAGCCUCGGUGCACCGAUGACUAUGGAAGGAGCAGCAAAGCUUGCUGUUGCUGUGGCAGGAAGUGCAUUUGCCAUAGGAUACCUGAAGGAUAAAGGGUAUAUCCCAAUAGUAAUUGAUAAAUAUAAAGAAUGACAUUUGUUGUGGUUGAAGGACUCUUUAAUGCUGUGGCUUUUGCUGGGGAAGGUUUUCUAUUUUCCAAGUUGAAUGGACAAGGAUACAAAGAAGAGGUGAAAAGACAUAACCAAGCCUUGGAGAAGCUUGCGAAAGCUAAGGAGAAAUUUUAUGAAUCCGAGGUGAAGCGGAGAAACGACGAGGCAAGACGUCGGGCUGAAAUCCUGGAUGCUAACAAGGAUAUCGAGGAAACAAACAGAGCACUGGAGGAUCUAAGGUAUUAUACGAGGCUCAUGGAUAGUACAGCACCUCAGCGCAGACCAAAAUUGGAGGAUUACUAUCAACCGUCAGACGAAAUAAAAAAAUAUGCAGUGUUGACAAUGGGUAUCCUGGGUGUUGGUGGUGCUUACGGACUGACACGAAUAUUUUAAAUCUUACAAAAGGAUUUAAAACCCUAUGUUGUCAGAAGGAAGCAAUUUAUGUUUGUAGUUCCUGUUCUGUUGGUUACAUUUCCAGCAGAGUCUACGUCCUUGGAUUCCAAGCCAAAAAUUUGUACCUUCAUAUUUCCGAAAUUCAGGACGACAAAAAACGUAAACGAAACCUGAAUGAUUCUACUGCUUUGAUCGCGUGUAAAUAUAACAACUGUUCCCACAGCAUCAUCGCGAAAUCCAUACAGGGUGGAGGAUGUUGCCGUAUUUUUUCCAUCACUGACACUAAACCCGAUGAACCUUGCGUUCUUCCUGUCCGCAUCGGAAAUGAUUGGAGUUUGCAGGAGUCCGGGUGGAUACCCAGGUAUCUGGGUAAAGUCGUACUGUACUGAAUUUUCUCCAAGGCUAUUCAACCUUACGAUGUCGUUUGCAUGUUUGACGACCUCUGCCGUGUUCCCCUGCUGUGCCUUUUCGACUGUUGUCAACUUCCGUUUCAGGGUGUUCAGGUCUUCCGUUAUUGUGUCAAAGUAAUCGUACCCGAGUAAGAUGCUCAUUUUAUUUAACGUCGAAAUACUAGGUAUGCAAGUCCGAAGGACGCUACUGCCGCUGUACCAAGAGCAAUAUUUUGAGUAUCAGACUUCUGCCUCAGUUCUGGAGGUUUAAAGUCCUCCACGGUUGGGGUUGGUGUAAUGUCAUGACUUUCGUCUAUAUUAUUCGUGGGGGUAGGAACGGGAUUACUAGUAUAAUUUACCUCCUCAUUUUUCCGAAACGUCAUCCCGUUUUUAGCUACCGUUAGAACAUUGCUGAAUCCUGGAAUAGGUUUCAUUAAAAUCUUCAGAUCUGAAGGGAUUAGGAUUAGACCUGGCAUGAUAGCAAAAUUUAAGAUGACAUGCGUGUUUGUAAUAGCUGUCCUCAUGUUGGAGAUGGUAACUGUCACAUCAUCCUGAACGACUGUAUCCCUGACAACUUUCCGGAAGACUUCCUGUGUCUGCAGGCUUUUGGCACCCUGACCUAUGAUACUCCAUCGGGUUUUAGCCUGUGCCCCCAAAACAGAGUAUACAAAUGCCUCGAUAGAUUGCUGAAAUAAUUUCUGUCCAACUUUGGUAAGUCCUCGGGAUGUUUUGGGAAUAAGGGUUUUAUAGUCAUUUUCAACAUCGAAGGGUGAUCUACCGGUCAGGUAUUCAUAUUCAAUAAAUGUACCUCCAUAUCUGGUCUGAUGAUAUUUCUGACGUUGUAUUCUCCUCUGUUCACUCGCAGGUAGACCGUAGUACCAUGUUCCAAGAUUUGCAUGGGAAGAGACGGUUCUCCUGACCCAUGUUUCACGUACGGGUGUGUACUUCCUAAUGGUUUGUUUAUCAUCCCUUGUAAGGUAUUGGUCCAAGAGUUUGGGGUUACGCAUGAACCUUGAUAGGUGAAAAUGAAGGUGGAAGCGAACAAUGGAGGUUACUAUAUUGGAGUGUGAGCUGGAAAAAUUGUUUGUAAGAUGAUCCUCGGAAAUUCCGGAAUUAAACAUAGCAACAUAGCAUGCCGCUAGGGAGCAAAAGUAGGAAUUUGAAUGGUAAUCAAAGGGUAUAGUAUUGAUAAAGGUUUCGGGGGGGUUGUCGUAUACCGGUUUAAUAGGCUCCAAUUUCGUCAGGAAACUCUCGUCCUCCGUAGCGUAGACCCUAAAACUAUGCACAUCCAUUUUAAAAUCCUUAUUUGGGCGGAAGAUUGCAUCCGAAAGAACAUUUUGCCACCCCUUUACCCAGUGCAGGUACUUGGUCCACUCCGGAUUUGUACGAAAUGUGUCGGAUGUGAUAUCAUAGCUUGUGAGGUCAUCCACCUUAUAGAAAAUGUCUCUGGACUCUACGGUCCCAUCCUUGGCAAAGGUGACCUCAAAGUCAAACUUAGAUAGGGUUGCAUUAGGAUAUUUCCUCCUAAAAUUCUCUUUUAUUUUCCGGAUUUCGAUGGGUGCUGCCGCCUUGACCUUCUCAUUAUUCUUUCCGUAGUAGUUCCGGAAGAUAUCCUCGCUCAUUCUUUUAUUUGAUGUAAAGUUCUAGCAAGACAUCUCCGGGAACAGCUCCAGUAUUGGACCCAAUUUCAAACCGAAUUUUACUGUAUUUACCAGCAUCCACCUUUACUUGGCUUUCAAUGUCGUUGUAUUUGGUUGUGGUCCAAAAGAGGGGUCUUGUUCCAUCAAUCGGAAGGGAUGUGAUGACAGUACUCCGAUUUCCGUACGGUCCAAUGUUAUGCUCACGGUUCACAAGGUUACAGCUGACUGUGAGGUAUCGCAAGCCUUCAUGGAUGUCUACGGGACGAUCGCUGAUGUGUGAGGUGUAUGUAGGACCAUUGGAGGAUCGAUAUCCUAAAAUACCCGUUAGAUUUUGGAGUCCUGCGGAAUUUGUUCCCUUGGCAUAGUCAAUCCUUAUCCUCCCAUCUGGAUAAUCCUUAAGUGUCAAUCCGUUUUCCUCCAACUCUUUUCUAAGCUGUUUAAAGGUCCAGUACCCUUCAUCUAUCAUAAUCUUCUUCCCAUCUACGGAGAUGUAGUCAUUAUAUCCCUUGCGAAUGUUCUUAUAAUUCCAAAACACAGCAGCAGUCUUCACGUAAAGUUCAGAUCCAUGGGUAAGGAUCAGUGGAUCCUGAAGAUCCAGGGUAGCCCCUCCGCCUUCAAUAUAGACUGUUAUCUUCUUCAUGUUUUAUUUACAGGUAAUAAAAUGAAUCUGGCACUGGAUGUAGCUCUUCGAGAAAUAUAUUUUAACGUUAAUGGUGGGUACAUGUCGAUGGAAAAAUUAUACCAAAGUGCAAAGGAGGAGAGUAUAAAGGGAGUUAGUCGAGAAAAUGUUAAGGAAUGGUUACAAACAAAACACCUACAUUAUUCACAAACCGUCCAGAAAACAUUAUAAAACCCAAAGAACCUAUGUGGACGGACUUGCACAACAAAUCCAAAUGGACCUUGUGGAUAUGAGCAAGUUCAGCCACAAAAAUAAGGGAAACCGUUGGGUUCUAACUGUCAUAGAGGUUCUAAGUCGGUAUGCCUUUGCAAUUCCCGUAUGGAGGAAAAAUACUGAAAGCAUGACGAAGGCUGUCGAAAAUGUGCUCACACAAUUUAAGGAGAGGUUUGGCAGAUGCCCAAAACGGGUCAAUUCGACGAUGGAAAGGAAUUUUACAAUGUAGGAGUAAAAACAUUGCUAAAGGAUCAUGAUUCAUGAUGUCCACUACUUUUCCACAAGAACCUUCCGGAAAGCCGCACUUGUCGAGAGAUUCAAUAGAACCCUAAAAAUAAGGAUGUGGAAAUACUUUACGGAAAACAGGACGAAAGUUUGGGUGGACAUCUUACCUGCUCUCGUUAGAUCCUAUAAUAAUUCCACACACAGAACAAUAGGAAUGAGACCAGCGGAUGUGAAUGAGGAAAAUAAGGAUGAAGUUUGGACAAGGAUUUAUGGAUAUCCACUAAGCAGUUUUCCAGAUCCUAAAUUCAAGGUUGGGGAUCACGUUAGGGUGGAAAUUAAACAUAAAACCUUUGAAAAGGGAUACGAACCCAAUUUCGACAAUGAACUAUACGUCAUCACAGCAGUAUUUCGUGGAGAUCUCAACAUGUAUAGUCUUAAGGAUCCGGAGGAUGGGGAGGACAUUCUGGAAAGGUAUUAUGAACAAGAAUUAUCUUUAGACUUAAAUAAAAAUGGAUACCAUAAAGCUGGACAACCUUAACCAACCGGAAGGUGGCGAAGGGGCUGAAGGAGGUGAGAACGAAGCAGUCAUCGACGAUACACCUGUUGACGAGGAUGACUUUCUUUCCGGACUAGAUAGACUAGACGAUGCAAAAACCUCCAGUUUCCGUGAGGAAAAUAGAGACGAUAAGUAUACAAAGAGGAAAAGGCAGUUAAAUGAACUGAGCACAUAUGGAAAAUUUGAUGACAUAAAGAUAGAAUACGUCCGGAGGCUUUUCCAAACUGAGUACCGAAUAGAUCCGACAGACGGACAAAACUCUAAGGAAUUUAUCUCCAGUUUAGACAUCACUAAAAACAAGUUGACAUUUAACGGGGCUGAUGUCGCAUACAUUGAUACGGGUGGUACCUACAAAAUGUCUGAAAAUAAGAAAACUACCACAUCAUCAAGAAAAUUCCUUAAUCUAUACGAAAAAGCACUCGCCGAACACAGGGGAAGAGCUAAAAGUGUAGUCGAAGAGGAAACCGGAGGAGAGGCAUCAAAAGUAAACGCGGAAGAGAUUUUCGAAGACGCUGAGGAGGAAUUCCGUCAGGAAGUCAUCAACGCAGGUGACGACCUUGUGGAACACGCAAGGGAGCUAGGGGAAAGGGGGAAAAUAACCACACAGGAGAGGAGGGAAUUUGCGGGAGUAACCGCUCCCAAAGGACCCCCCGAAGUCAGGAUUAAAGCCCUAAGAGAACAGAAGAAAGUAUUUGAAACCAAUAUAGAACUCGAAACAGAUCCCGAAAGACAACAGAUCAUGCAAGAGGGUAGGGAUGUUGCCGAACAGGGUAUAGAUAACGCCAACCUAGAGAUGGGUCAGCAACCCGAAACGGAGGAGGGAAAACACAGGUAUAGGGAAAUAGUAAGAGAAAAUAUCAGGACAAAAUUCGAAAGAUUCCGCAAAUGGGCAAAGGAAAACCUGGGUGUAUUAACAGCUAUCGCUAUUUCCGUCGCUGGAAUCAUCACCACAGUCGUAGUGGCAGGAAAAAAGACCAUUGUGGGAGCCUCCAAAGGACUAGGAGCUGUAGGAAAAGCACUAGCCGGACUUUCAAAAUCCGCACUACUAAUCCUAUUACCUAUCCUAAAUUUAUUGAGUACUAUCCUAAGCUGGGAAGCUAAGGGUCUCGCCUUCCUUGCCAAAAACCUAUGGAUUGUGGCAAUCCUAAUUGCCGGAGCUAUAUUCAAGUACCUACAAAACAGACGAAAGAAAUAAAUCAUACUAUAAUAAAACAUAAUGGACCGAACAACUGAACUUAUGCCCAACUUCCGAGUUCCGACGCAUCAAUAGGACGGAAAUCACUGGGGAUAGGACCAGACACGUUUUAACCUUCAAUCCCAAUUCUGCCAAACCCAGAGAAGAAAUUUACGUUAAUAUCCCAAAGCUAAAAGCUGACUCCGUUCUUGUACCGGACAGUAUGGCUUUGGUCUUCGACUUUAAGAACAGUAAUACAAAAUCCUGGUUUAGGAACAACCUAGGGAAACUGCUCCAGAAAAGGCUGGAAAUCCGACUAUCAGGAGAAAAGGUCUACGACAACAGUGGAGAAAGCUUGCUGGAAGUCUACAAAGACCUAUGGCUACACAACAAACAGCGUGACGAUAUGGUAGAGGACGGUAUCGCUAGCGAAGCCACCAGGAAGAAAAUAUCCAAAGACGACGCCGCAAACGAUGAUGCAGAGGCUACCGCAUUGUUCGAAGUGUUUGGGACAAAACAAAAAAUACGGAUCAACAAAAUCCUCAAAGAUCAUGGGCUCUAUGCCCCACACAACAUGGCAAACGACCUACAAUAUGUGAUCACCCUACCCACAGCAGAUGAAAUCAUGAAUGCACAAAGUGGGGAAACUGUGGAAGGAUACACCCUAGAGAACAUCGAACUGGAAUACGAGUCCAUCGAUAACAUUGAUCUCGCAAGAAAGGCCGAAAACCUAUACGGAUCCGAACGCGAGUUAUCCUUCGAACACGUUACCCUAAUGAAGAAAACAGAAUGGAGCAAAGAUUCCACCAUUAUCAACGAAACGAUCAACGUACCACGCAGGUGUAUGAAAGCCAUCGUCAUGCUAUUCACAAACAAGACGAAAACCGAUAGUGAGGAAUAUGUAUACCCUAAUAUCGAAAAGGUUAAGGUAACCGUGGAAGGUGUUCCCAAUGCAGUCUAUAGCCAAGGUAUCCCGAAAACAAGGCUAUACGAGGAAGCAAGGCGACUGUUCGGUACUGGUGACAUCAGCCACCAGACACUAACCGGCUUCUUCAAAGACAAUAAAUUCGUACUGGUCAUCGAUCUCAGAACCGCAAACGACGCCAACACAUAUGGAAACGGUGCUAAAAUUCAAAACACCCAAUCCGGAAUACUGGUGGAAAUCACAAAGAAAGCAACAACUGCAAACGUUGUAUGUUACUUGUUCGUCCUUUCCGAUGGUGUUAUUAAAAUCACAAACGGACAACUAGCUGGAGUAAAGUACUAAAUUAUUCAAGAACUAUAGUUUUUCCAUACUCAACAGAGUUUGGAAAAUUUUUAUGCUUGAUCAUCAGUCUUCGGUCCUUCCUCCUCAGAAGGUGGUUGUUCGGGCGCUUUCCGAUAAACGUGUUUAAUUAACCGUUGUUACCCCACCGCUAACAAUACCCAGGUAGGGUACGUAUGGGGACAACUUUGCCACUACGCUUUUAACAUCACUCCUAAACAAUUUAUCCUGAUUCAACUCCGUCCUAAGCUCCUCCCCACUAUCCACCAUGUUGGAAAAUUUUUCAAUCAGAGCUUCCACCAACACGGCGUUUGCCUUUUCCCUCUGUGCAACAAUAUAGUCCUUCCGAACUUUCAUGAUGACUUUCUAGGACGCUUUCCUGAGGUAUUUUUCGGACUGAGUAAUUUCCUCUGCAUUGGACAGGCGGAUAAGCUCUUCCCUAUAGUCCUCGAUCCCCAUAUUUUCUACGGUUGGUGGCUCCUGUUCCAUCCUUUUUAUUAUAACACCGGAAUUUUUACCUCGUGAUUAAACGGAUGUACCAGGUCCACUUCAAGAUGAGCAUAUUUAUUCUCCUUCAGCUUCUCCUUAAUAGAUCUCAUUUCCGCAUUGUUAACAAGAAGGUAUUCAUCCAGGAUAAUCUUCAUGUCCUGCCUAUUCGGAUUAUAGAACGUCACCAGUUUCGAAAUAUUCUGCCUGUACGGUUUAGCAAUGGAGGUUAGCUGUUGAGUAAUAACAAUAGUGGAAAUACUCAUGUGGCGUGCGCUAAACCCAAGAUCAACCAACUCCCCCGCACGGUCCUUCACAGAUUUAGUGCUAGCACAAUCAUCCAGAAUGAUGAGAGAUUACCUUCCCUUAGUAAAGUCCACUACAAAUUUAAGGUAAUCCUCCACGUCAUCCUGCAGGCAGGGAAUAACAAAGAAAUUGUCGUCCUCAUUAAUGAAAUCCUGAUCAUAGGUCCUAUUCCAGUGAUAGGUAGGACAAAUCAGGAAUAUAUUUUCAAACUGAUGAAAGAACGUCGUCUUUAGCUCCCGAAUGAGGUAAUGCGUCUUCCCACAGGCCGUCAUACCUACAAUAAUCAUGUUGAAUGGCAUUUUAUUUUCCGGUUAAAUAAAAAUGGGAUGCUUGUCCACAAAACAUGAAACCGCAAACAGGGUGAAGCACAACAAAAAUCAUAAAAGAAGAAAAAUGUUUAAUAACCUGGGUAUCGAUAUCGAACGAGGAGACGAUGAGCGCACAUACCCAUAUCGGAUAUGCCAGCGCAACGGUAAAAAAAUAUGAUAAACAAAACGAUGAAGAUACCGCGGAAACUGAUGUGGCUGUGCCUGAUCAGCUGCCUAUUGAUCCCGAUCACGGUUGAGGUCCUCCUAAUUAUCAUUACCCUAAGGCUACUACUCCAAUUUUAAUGGUUGGUAAAACAUUAAAAUUAUUCAAUAUAAUCCCAACCUAAUGUCUGAAAUAUUUUCUUACACCGAUCGUGAGGAAUCUUCCCCUUGGGAAUCUUAAGUAAAGACUCGUCUAUCUCCACGCCAAGCCUCCUACAUACUUGGUAAGUCAAAAUAUUGAGAUUAGGAAGUCUCUUCCCUCUGGGUUCCUCUGCCUCACAAAUCUUCCUAAUAUUCUCUACAACCUCACGUGUCCUUACUCCAAACAGAUAAAAAGCUGUUUUGUUCCUCUUCAUCCGACAAAAACUAUCAAACUUAAAAGUGACACUACUCCUGUCCGGACCAUUCAUACGUGCCCUAUUCCAACAUCCAUACUCAGAAACAUAAUGAGUCGGACCAGAUACCAACCCACACUUAUUACACGUCCUUUCUACAUCUAUAUUAAUAAAUUGGUGUUUAAGCCCUUCGGAGCACAGCCCUUGUGAUGGAUCCUGCUUUUCCUGACCAAUAGAAUCUAAGUACUUCCUAUACGCUAUCCCAAAAAGCUCUAUGUUCUUACUCCUCUUCCUUGGUUCCAGGGCGGAUACCACUUUUCCAUGUAUUCUAAAAGAGUCUUUUCAAAAGGAGAAUCCAUACCAAAUAAUAGCUCCUGAUUUAGAACCACUUCAUCAAAGUCCCAACCAAUGGAGUCUAAGUACGCUAUUUCCAAAAUAUUCAAACCCUUACACUUAUAUAACCCCUUUCCCUAAGCUCUCGAAAUAAAUUCAUAUUUCCCCGGUAUUUCUUAAGUGCCAUUUCAAAAGGAGAAUCCAUACCUUUACUUAUACAAAAACUUUUUCUUUAAACCGUUUACCUUCCCCCCGGCUUUUUUCAAUCUGCUCUCGUACGGACUCAACAACGACAGAGUACGACGCUGCCGCCGUUAUAUAGAUAAUGGCAAAAGUCACUAAUAUCUUUGGGAAGACUCCGAAAAAACUUCAGGAAGACUCCAGCAAGCGCGUGGGGUGGGGGGUUUGCGGAAGGAUUGCGGUGGUUGUGGCGGAAGUUGUGCGGGGCUGUGCGCGAGUGGGGGAAGAGACUUUCGAGGAUAGUGUGUUCCCAGUGGGGCGCAAGGAAUUGGGGGACCGGAAGUGGCGUCGUGCGUCAUGGUUUUUAUUCCGGGAAUUCCGUUUUCAAGGAAGCGGACUGGGGAUUUCCCAUUCUGGGCAUGCCCAAAACUUGCCCGGGUACAUUAUAAUUUGUCUUACAUGAAGUAUUGACAUUUUAUGUGAUAAACAAUGUAGUGAUGAUUUUAUGUGAUAAAAAAUGUAGUGAUGUCCAUGAAACGGCCUAUAUCUACUACUUUUAGGUUUUAGAGGUUAGGGGUUAGUUAGGGUCGGGUUGGGAUUAGGAUGCUCAGGAUAUACCUAGCAUGGGUACUACCCGCAUUCUAAAAUUUAGAAUACCGGUUACGUACCCAUUUAGAAAUAGCGAAACGGCUGGCUUAAAUAGCCACCUAAAAGUCAAUGAAAUACUUAACCGUAACGUUAGACGGUUAGUGGUCGGGGAUAGGAAAAUUUAUUAAACUGAAUCAACUUUUAUGACUACAGUAUAUUUUAUUUACUCAUUUUACAAGAAAAUUCAAAGAUAACUAUUUACAAAUUAUACUGUGUUGUUGUUUAAAUUGAGAGUCUUGAUGCCAAGUUUCUGGUUAGCCUCCACUGCUACAAUCAUAGCAAAACUAUCAUGCGGACAAUUAGCUGAAAUCUAAGGUAUGAAUGUCCAUAUGCAAAUGUUGGCAUGUUUGGAAUCCCGCACCCCCGUGCAAUGUUGAUUUUAUAUUGUAACUAUUUAGUAAAACACGAGCAGGAGUGCUUUAUUAGAUAUAAAACAGGAGAGCGCAGCUCGAGUGUUUCAUGUCUGAUAAAGCACGGACUACGACUUUGCGAGUGUUUUAAAUGGCUUAAAAAACGACCCAUCUAAUGAGUACAUUGGCGAAGUAAUUUUAAAAAUAAACGUUGUCUAAGCCGAGAAAAUCAAAGCUAAAGUUCAUGUAUCACAUAAAAACCACCGACACGGUGGUGAUCAUUUCCAUUGCCUUUUCCUCAUGAAAUAUUAAUGAGUUUUCAAUAUCAUUUCAACAAUGAAAGAGGGAGGGGCGGGGUGGGGUGGGGGCUGCUAAAUGCUGUUGUUGCAAGAAUGUGAUACGCAUGCAUAUUCAUUUGCGCACACGUUGCCGACAAUCAUGUUUGUUACGAUUGUAGUUUCAAGGCCAUUUUUAACGUACGUAAGUUCGAGCAUAAGGUGGAAGAGCCAAGAGUGAUAAGGUGGACCAGAUCAUAGUUCUUAGUAUAUGUGGCCCCCCAUGCAAUAAACUAUUUUGGCAUCGAUUUUCCCCUCCUCCCUAGUGAUCAUUUUUGUCUUAAACAUAAGCAAAAAGGGAAGAAUGUCGUGGUUCAGAAGGUUUUUUUAAUACUCUCACAAUCAGACCUUGCUUUUACUGUAACCAAACCUUCUUAUUAAUUGUUCUGCAGGGGGGUGGACCCCAGAUCCCCUAACUACGGUUCAGAUUUACACGUCAACCACAUUUCUAUUAGAUCCCGUAUGGCCCUUCUGGUGAUGAUUUCUUAAUAAGUCUCUGGCUAGUUUAGGAUAAACUAGGACAACGUUUUGUUGCAAAACGUCAGUUCUAACUAAAAAUGUUGAACUUCUUACUCUUAGCUUCCAAAAUGACUAGUUCUGUUUUCACUACUGUUUCCCCAAAAACUGUUUGAAAGUUUUUACAGCUUCUUUUCUCAACAUUUUGUUUUUCCAAAAGAAGAUUAAGGAAUCCAGAGUUGAAUUUAAUAGGACCAUUGUUGCACACCAACUAGCAAUAACUGUGGCGUCAAAUUUGUCAAACUGUAUCUGUGCCAGGAUUGGAGGAGAAAUGAAACUUAUAAAUGAACAUAUUACCACAAGCAAACAAGAUUUCGCUAAUUUGAAGUUACUUAGUAUUUCUUGUUUUGCUAUUUUAUGAGAAAUAUUCUGAUUGGAUGGAGUGUUGAAUUGGCUGAUGUCUCGAGAUUUUCUAUCGCUGUUUUCGAGGUCUGAUACAUUAUCAUCAUUACAGGCUUCAAGUUCAGGUCUGUUGUGUUGGUUUAUUGAACUAUUUUCCUGGUAUGUACACAUUGAACUAAUCCUUUGAAUAUCGAAAUUACGGCCUUCGUUUGUAGCAAACAGUUCUGGGUUUUCUUGUCUGUUGGAUUCAUGAUGAGAUAAUCUACUUUCAUUUUGAUUAGCCGUGUUAUCUUCAUUAUACGAUACAUUAUCAUGAUCUUCUCUGUUAUCCUGGUUGGUUCUUUGGUGAACAAGCCUGGUUUCCUGACAAUUUCGACUCACUAAAAUGUCAUUAUGUUUCUCUGUUCUGUCAUCAUGAUAUGAGUUCUCAUUUUGAUUAUCCGGGUCCAUGGAUUGAUUAUCUGACAGGGUGCUUUCCCCCCUGAUAAUCGACAAUCUCUGAAUAUUUUCUGGUCCGUUGAGGUGAAGAUGUAAUUUAUCUUCUUCAUCAUUACGGCUGCUCUCAUCAUGAUCUUCUUUGUUUUUUUCAUGGUUUGAAAAAUCACGUGGAUUAUCAGGUAUAUCUUUCAAGUUAUUUAAUCUGUAUCGCUGGCAACUGGAAUCACCGAUAACUGGAUCACCUGCUCUGCAAUUUCUUUGAUAAUUAUAAUUCCUAUUUUUUUGUUCUUCACACCCAUGGUCAUUUCGUUUUAAUUGCGCUCUUGCAACAGUAAAAAUCUUUUUAUACAGGUAUACUGUACUAACUAAAUGUAGCAUGCAUAUGACACUAAUGAAAUUUGUCAGCAAGGUUAACGACCCAAUAGGUAUGGUGGAAAUAGUGAUGCAAACACAUAUUACACAAAUGCAAGUAAUAUAUGUUGACAAUUUUUUCUUUGUGACUUUAUUGCGAUGGAAUACAGGGUGUACGAUGCUGGAAUAUCUUUCAAUAUUCAUGGCUGACAAAAUGGCUAUAGAAAUGCCAGCUGAUGUAAAGAAAACUCUCAAAAAAAUGUAAAAUUCUUCACAAUUUACAUCAACCAUGAUCUCUGUUGCUAACGCUGAGCAAAGCAACGGUGACGUUAUCAACCCAAUUCCAAGAUCAUUGAUGGAUUGAAGGAAUAUUAGAAAAUGAUAUGUCUUCUUCUUCAAAUGAUUUGACGAACGAAAUGUAAUGAUAGUAACAAGGUUUAAAAUUAUCGUUAAAAUUGCUAUGAUGACGCAUGUUGCAAAGACAACAAUAUGAUUUAUAAAAUACUUUCUUGAAGGAAAACUGUUAACUACUUCAAUCUCAUCACCAAACACGUGACAUGUUUUUAAAUAUCCAAUAGUUUCCGCCGAAGUAAAAUUGACCAUGGUCUACGCCAACGCUGUUGAAGUUGCCUUGUGUCAAUUUCUUUCUUCCCUCAAUUUAUGGCAGCGCAGCCAUUUAUGUACAUACUGAUGCAUAUUGGCAUUGGGAAAAUUUUCUUAUGAUACAGGACAUACAGCUGGUAUUUGCAUUGUAGUGGCCAUCAAUAACAAAAGUAGAAAAGAAAGUGUAAUAGUAUCAAUAGCUCGGUAAUCAGUAUUGUUUUUAAAAGCCUUAAAAUAAUCCAAUAUUGAGUACAAACGCCACAGCCCGCAACUUUAAUGAACAAUUUUCAUUUAAAUUAGAAAUAUUAAUAUUGGAUUGUCCUAAAUGUAAAGUUUCCUUUUAAAAAACUAAUUAAAACUAAUUUAGUCCUAAGACUAGAUUCACUUUACUUUAAGUAUAAAUGAUUAUACAAUUACUUUAUGGUUUCCGUGUUUGGCAGGCCUGAUCCAAACACGCGGUAAUGUUGCGCGAGUUAAGAAAAGCGCUCGAAACACGAGCCGAAGGCGAGGGAUUUUGCGCGCUUUUCUUAACUCGAGCAACAUUCCCAAGUGUUUGGAUCUGGCCAUCCAAACACGGAAACCAUAAAGUAAUUGCUUUAUAAAAUAACAACAUUCCGUGUUAAAAUUUCACUUUAUUAAAAAACUUUCACUUUAAAUAUUUCCGUGUUUGGAUGGCCUGAUCCAAAUACAGGUUUCGACCAAUCAGAGCACGCGUUAUAUACAUGUUAUUUUAUAAUUAUGAGUUUUUGAAUGGAAUAAUUAGGAAUUUCAAGCGUGAGCGUACGAGACGGGGCACAAGGGAGUUCAACACAAUUUUGGAAAUUUACCAGGGGACGUCAGGGGAAUUUUAGGUUUUGAGAUGACAUUAAUUCAUUGAUACUCAUGAAUCAGUAUAUUACUAAAGUGAAGUGAAUUUAUUUUAAUCCAGUCAUCAAGGUAUCCACUGGUAUCAACGUGUGAGGUUGUCAUUUACGUGGUUUAUUUCCUCAGGAAUUAUUAAUA
Molecule: messenger RNA, 19500 nt
Organism: Paramuricea clavata
Lineage: Eukaryota; Metazoa; Cnidaria; Anthozoa; Malacalcyonacea; Plexauridae
Source: the annotation of a GenBank genome assembly